This is a messenger RNA of Oncorhynchus mykiss (rainbow trout), 903 nucleotides long. RefSeq names its product nucleoplasmin. NCBI's taxonomy places the organism in Eukaryota, Metazoa, Chordata, Actinopteri, Salmoniformes, Salmonidae. The record is from RefSeq and is a predicted model, not a curated record. Gene Ontology annotation, cellular component: nucleoplasm; cytoplasm; nucleolus. Gene Ontology annotation, molecular function: histone binding; RNA binding; chromatin binding. Gene Ontology annotation, biological process: chromatin remodeling.
AUCUACGGUUCUCUUUUAAAUAUACAUUUUUAUUUCAUGUCAAAUGACCGAAACAGAUCUGUUUAUAUUUUGUGCAAAAAAAACAUUAAACGCACACAACUGAUUAGAUUCAUCAUCCAUGGGUACACGCCUUUGUUUUCCUGGCCAAUGAGAGUCGAAUGCGCUGUGAUUAGCACCUGAUUAGCACGACCCAGACCAGGACAGAUUUUAAUGCUAGAAUUGUUUUUGUUGUCUCGAUCUGUGAGGUGAGUCUCCGUUUACGUUUGAGUUCUGGUUGAAUUUGGUGACCUCCAUAGACCACUUUAUCAACACCCAAACCAAAACACUGACACAAUCGAAACCCCUGAUUUAUGUAUCAAUAAAGCAGGGAGAGAAGAGGCAUAGGAUUGCAGAAUAUUAAAAGGAGGUUUACUCCACUCCACUUCAUCGCCAUGGAUCUCUCCCUUUCACCCUCUGUUUCUGACACUGUCUGUGUGCUCUGGGGCUGUGAGCUGAAUGACACCCAGAGAAAGGCAGUGUUUGAAAUAGCGGAGGAUUUGUUGGAGCAUCAGUUCUUUAUCCGAACGAUGUGUCUGAGUGCAGAGGCCAGUAACGAGAUGCAUGUGGUGGAGGUACAGGACAGAGUUGGGGAAUGCUGCAAGCCAGUGCCCAUUGCCACUCUUCACCCUAUGUGCCAACCUAUGGUCAGUUUCAGUGGGUUUGAGCUCAUCCCACCUGUCAUCUUCAACCUUCGCUCUGGGCAGGGCCCCCUCUUCAUUUCUGGGCAGCAUUUGACAUUGGUCUAUGAGGAGGAGGAGGAGGAGAAGGAGGAGGUCUUCUCAUCAACACCCCCACUUGAUCACAGUGUUCUUCAAUAACAUGAUCAAAUUUGAAGGACUUCAAUAAAACACAGCACAAAAAGUA